GGGAAAUACACCGCGACCGGCUCCGGGAGCGGAGAGGUUGUAAACCGGCUUGCGCGCCGUCAAUGGACGGAUCGAAUCCAUCGAAGGGCCUACUUACGGCAAAGAACUCUGGCGCUGUUACCAUGGGUACAGUUUCCAAGGUGUCACUGGCCCGGCCUGGGAGCUUUCUGAAUGUGACGGGAGAGACGGAGGAAGGAGGGCAGAGAGACGAGAUACCGGCGACAUUUAACAUGGGCAGCAAAAAUAUGGGUGUGAAGGUGUUUGUAAGAAUCAGGACAACAGCUAAUUUUGCAGCAGAUAUGAUUGAGUGCUCCCCUGACAAUGAAACAAUAAAAAUUCACACCAGACGGGACCAGCGUAAGGAGGUAGCCAACAACCAACAUUGCGAUUGGUUAUUCAAAGUAGAUGAGAUUCUCCAUGAUGUUCCACAGGAUGUUGUGUAUGAUGCCGUUGCAAAGAAAGCAGUCUCCAGCACAAUAAAUGGCUUCAGUAGUACGUAGAUUUAAAUUUUCUAAUUGGGAAGACAUGAGGAAUUUCACUCU
This is a messenger RNA of Pristis pectinata (smalltooth sawfish), 542 nucleotides long. RefSeq names its product kinesin-like protein KIF9. Lineage: Eukaryota; Metazoa; Chordata; Chondrichthyes; Rhinopristiformes; Pristidae. Gene Ontology annotation, biological process: microtubule-based movement. The transcript is spliced from 3 exons. The record is from RefSeq and is a predicted model, not a curated record. Gene Ontology annotation, molecular function: ATP binding; microtubule binding; microtubule motor activity. Bases 63 to 500 code for a protein of 145 amino acids.